Messenger RNA from Ornithodoros turicata, 961 nucleotides. Its product is annotated as 15-hydroxyprostaglandin dehydrogenase [NAD(+)]-like. The transcript has 8 exons. The coding region runs from base 102 to 905 and encodes 267 amino acids. NCBI's taxonomy places the organism in Eukaryota, Metazoa, Arthropoda, Arachnida, Ixodida, Argasidae. The record is from RefSeq and is a predicted model, not a curated record. Gene Ontology annotation, cellular component: cytoplasm. Gene Ontology annotation, molecular function: oxidoreductase activity.
GUGUCUCGAUAAGAAGCGAAUGAUAAACACGUAUCACUUUCGGACGCCUUGCAAGAGCUUCAUUCGUGUUUGUUGUGGUAUAAUACGCUGCGCGAGCCGCGAUGACGGAGACAUUGAAUGCAGCCAACGAUGAAGACUGGUUCAAAGGGAAAGUGGCACUCGUCACAGGCGGCGCUAUGGGGCUUGGUAUGGCGAUAUCUAGACUUCUGCUUCAGGAAGGAUGCACAGUGGCGCUGGUGGACAUAAACGAGCAUGUCGGCAGGAGAACGGCGAACGAGUUCAGUAGAACGUACGGGGAAGAAAGGGUGAAGUUUCUCCACUGUGACGUCACAAACGACAUUCAUUUCGAAGAUUGUUUUCGAGAAGUGCGAAAGUCAUUUGGUCGUCUGGAUAUUACCGUGAACAACGCUGGUGUGGCUGUGGAAUCAAGAUGGCGGAAAAUAUUCGAGAUUAACACGAUGGCCGUUUACCUGGGAACCCAGCUGGGCAUAAAGUACAUGGGCAAAAGCAACGGCGGUCAUGGAGGAUACAUUGUCAACAUCGCCUCCAUCGCAGGAUUGGUGGCGUGUCCAGCAAUUCCCGCCUACAACGCAUCCAAAUAUGGCGUCAUAGGGCUUACUCGAGCCUUCGGAACAGACUUUUAUUACAAGGGAUCGAACGUGAAAGUCAGCUGCUUGUGUCCCGAGCCCGUGGAGACGGACCUGUGGCGGGGAAUCUCCACUUUCUGUCAGGAGAUCAAGGUCAACUCGCCCUACAUAAGCGAAAAUUACGGCAAGCAGAUACAAAAGGCGGAGAAUGUGGCCAAGGGAGUAACGAAGCUAAUUCGAGAUGGCCGCAACGGGGCAGCACUGCUGUCGCUCUACGAUGAAGGCCUUGUCUACCACCAGUUCACCAGCGUCCGUUGACGGACAAAUUGUUUUUCUAAAAAAAUAAAAAAUAAUAAAAAUACACGUUAAUUGAG